AUGCGGGAGCAGUUUAGAGCUGGAAAGCGUUCACUUUCGAAUAAACGUCAUGCUUAUCGACGGCAUUAUCCCAGUAAACGCAUUCAAGGCGUACGCAUUGGUCACGCCAAUCCCAAGUUGAUUCGUGACGAAGUGAACUUUCUGUGUAAUCGCACUGUCGAAUUUAUGGAGUCUGGUGAAACGUGUAACUUGAGCGUUAUGGAAUUAGCCAGACAAAGUAUCUAUUUCGAACGUGUUCUAAAAUAUCACAGUGGAAAGCGGAAUAUACAACUACCGGAAUUUCUAAAGGCUGGCUUCCCUUCAAUUGUAGAAUUCAUACGUGCAGGUGCUACAGAAAUUAAUUCCGACAAUGUUUAUAGUAUAUUCAUUGCAGCGGAUUUUCUCCUCAUACCCAGAUUGAAAGAACAAUGUGCAAAUCUACUGAAACAGAUUGCGACCACCGACUUUUCUACUGCAAUCGAUAUAUGGUCAAAUUGUAAAUCAUUCUACUGGCCUGAACUAGGCAACAUGGCGUAUCAAGUGAUUUUAGACAAUUUCGAAAACAUAUGGCACACAUCGGAAUUCGAAGAACUGAGUGCGAACGACAUUCGUCAGAUUCUACACGAAGACACUUUGAAUUGUAAAAAUGAAUUGAAUGUGUUCCACGCUAUUGUUCAGUGGAUUAGUAGGGAUUUCGAAACACGGAUUCAAUAUAUACUAGAAUUGUUGUUGUGCAUCCGAAUUGGAUUGUUGUCAAACGUCGAUGUGGAUGAUAUGAAGAAGCACGAGUUGAUUCGAGUUAUUCCAGAAUAUUCGGAUCUAUUGAAUGAGUGGCCGAAAUGUUUAACAACCACUAAUAAUCGUAUUAUCAAUGCAUAUGGACAGCGGUUUGUUACUCCGAGACUGCCACAUUUGAACCUCCAACAAAACCACACGAUUGAUGGGUGUUGUCCUGUUUGAGUGUCAUCACGACUGAUUGAUUCUGUCAUCAAUAUCAUCAUCAUUCGAUUGUCGUUUGAGGAGAACCACCGCCGGUGUGACUACUUCUUAUAUGGAGACGGUGCAAG
Molecule: messenger RNA, 1046 nt
Organism: Schistosoma turkestanicum
Lineage: Eukaryota; Metazoa; Platyhelminthes; Trematoda; Strigeidida; Schistosomatidae
Source: the annotation of a GenBank genome assembly